AUGGAUGCCAUCAGGCAAGCCAACAUCUACCCCACCUGUCGGUUGGACAAAAGCAGCCGGGCUGUGUACGAGCCGGAAGACGUGUGGGCGAAAAAGGCCGCUCUAGUCAGGCCAGACUCGCGGUCGCAUGCGAGUAGCGUGAGGGCGAGGGGAAUGUUCAAGCAGAAGGUUCUGGCCAUCAGCACAACCGGGGUGACCAAAGCGAACAUGGAUACGGUCGACCGAUUCAAGGAGACAGUCGCGGUGCUCAUGAGAAGCAAAGAGCGAGCGGCAGACAUCGGGAGGGCGGAGAGACGCGUGCUUCAGCCAGAAAUGGCACGCAGGAUGGACCGGAUGAACGCUGUCAAGAGGGCAGAAUUUGAGAAGCAGGUGCAACAGGCUGUGGAAAAGGUUGUCCAUGCCGCGAAGCGGCGUUACGUUCGGCGACAGGAGAAAUUGGAUGAUGCAGGAAUCUUCCACCCUCAGGCAAACGCGCAAAGGGUGCACACGCAGUUCUGGGCGGACCUCAACAACAACGUCAACAUCACAACGAUCGAGAACGAAGUAUGGGCGAGAAUGGCGGCGGAUGCGGAGCGUGGUGGCAGUCCGCCCCCAGGAAGCCCACACAACACGACCUCGACACUUGGUCGGCGCCCGCCCGCGACAGUCGCAACGUCGGGAAGCAGGACAACGGUGGCCGUGAACGACUCCGAGAGCGCGAGACCCUCCUCAAAAGACAGCUCCCGUCAAGGUGCCGCGGGUGGCUCGUCGAAGGCGGUGGCUUGGUCAGAUGACGAUGCAGCCAAGGACGCGGGCCCUCCAACCGGCAAUGACGCGGCGCUAUCAGCACCCUCGUCAGAAAUCUUUGCCGGCGUCCUUGGGUACGACGAACUCGGCCACGUUCCCACGCUGGACGAGUUUCGGUCGGAGUGGCCGAAAUUGAAGUCCCGGGCGGGCUUGAUGUCACCAACUAGCUCGGGGGAGAACAACGGACCCGGGGGCACUUCCAGGGACGAGGUCUUCCGGCACUUCAAGAAGUACUACGACAAGGCCGACCACCUGGAAGGGAGGCCCGGCGACGCGCUGUUCCCGGCCGGGGUCUGCCCGACGGGCGUUCUUCAGCCCGACUUCGGGGUCGUCGAAGCGGUGGGGCGACACACCGCCAAGGCGCAGGAGUGGCGGUGCCGCAGCCGCAUCGGGGAGGGCGUGCUGUGCCAACCCGGAGGUGGAUCCGAUGUGACUCGGAAAAGGUCGGGUGGGAGCGAUCGGACACAACGGCGCUCGAGGGAAGGAACUGGGGAUCUCGGCGACGGCGUUGGUCACUCCUCUGCAUCCGGUGGUGACGGUUUCACGAACGUGUUCCGGGAGUCAAUGCUAGGAGGCGAUGGUCGCAACGAGACGCCCCCCCAAGGGAGUGGGACGGUUUCUUUCACCCAUUCGAAGCGGGACGCGAACCGUGGGUCCGCGGGUUCCCGGCGAGGAAAUGGAGACACUAGCUGUAGCGCCGAAGGCACCUCAAGCGGGACUACCGGACCAAACCACGGCGGGAAAAGAGUGAGGGGUUUACGCCCCGGUGGCUCUGUGUGGGGUGUUGACAGCGUACGCGCCAAAGCCUCUUCCGAGGGAAGCUCUACAUCCGCAGAACUGCAAGCAAGACUGGAGGCGUCGUGGAGAGCACUGCACGUGCCUGCCCGGCUGAAGCUCGACUUCCUGCAAAAGUACUGCACCGUCCAGAGGAUUUUGGAUCUUCCGAAAACGGCGUUCUUUCUCGAGACGGCCAGCAAGGCUGUCCCGCUGAGAGAAAAGGUGAUCGACUACGUGCGUCGAAUUGAAGACGACGGAGAGUCGAUGACCACAUCGUCGGUGUUCUCCCCCGCCGAAGAAGACAUGCUCUACGAGCUGGACUGCUGGGAACAAUUCGACGCGUUUGCUGAGCGCGUUCUCCCAGACGACUCGAACGGCAACGAUGCGGACGACGACUCUGACGCUGAAUCUCAUGGCGGUGGUGAAAGCAAGGGAAGCGGUGCCGACGACGAUCCUGGGGACGGGCACGGGGACAAGGAAUCUACGGAGGAGGCCAGAAGACAGGCACAGCGUCGGAGAAGGCUAGAAAAGGAGGCGCGCCGGAAGGCGGCGGAGUCUUUGCUGGCGUGGCUGACGUCCAUCGAGUCGAAACUGGCGCUAAAGUGCGCGGAGGUCUGCGACACGGCUUGGUACGACGUGGGAGAGACGAUCACGUACAAGGGGCGGCCGGUCGCGUACACGAUACCAGCGGCAGUCAUGGAGACUGCAAUAAAGAGGCGAGAAGAUGGAGAGGACAGGGCCAAGCACGGCAGAAGAGCCCGAUAG
Molecule: messenger RNA, 2328 nt
Organism: Ectocarpus siliculosus
Lineage: Eukaryota; Phaeophyceae; Ectocarpales; Ectocarpaceae
Source: the annotation of a GenBank genome assembly